CAAGAGACUCCAGGAGCAUAUAAGGGGAAGGGAAGGAGGUCCAAGUACAGGCACUCAGAGAGAAUUCUCCCAGCCAGAGCUUCAGAUGUUUCGGCUGGAGGCCAUGCUGUCCUUGCUGGUCCUAGCCCUCCUGGGGACCCCCACCUUUUCGGCAGAAACUUACUACGGUAGAGAAAGUGGCACACAUUUCUGCACUAGCAUACCUGAAGGAAAAAUCUUAACAGGAAUUCGGGUAUAUUUUAAAGGUCGUGCGAUUGCCGGUAUUCAGAUGAGAUUUGGAGAUGACUGGGGACAAAUAUAUGGCUACGAGACUAAAAAUACCCAGGAAGCCCUCCUGAAUAAGGACGAAAGCAUCACUAUCAUCUUUGGCAGAUUCAAUCUCUAUUUCAAUCAACUUGGCUUUUCAACCAACAUGCCACGAGAAAUUUUAUUCGGGACCCGCCGUACUAUUCAGGAGUUCUUUGAGGCUGCUGACAAACCCGACUAUGUGCUCAGGGGCCUUUGUGGCUUUUAUGGGUUUGGUGGCAUCAGGGCCUUUCGUCCUCGUUGGGGGACGGUAAACGGUACAUGUUCAAACUAAGGCGCAAGGCCAACUAGGCUGACCGUCUUUGCCAGGUACUUCUAAACCCAACUGCUAAUAAAUACAGCAUCU
Meriones unguiculatus (Mongolian gerbil) is the source of this 652-nucleotide messenger RNA. Its product is annotated as prostatic spermine-binding protein-like. Bases 86 to 580 code for a protein of 164 amino acids. The transcript is spliced from 4 exons. The record is from RefSeq and is a predicted model, not a curated record. NCBI's taxonomy places the organism in Eukaryota, Metazoa, Chordata, Mammalia, Rodentia, Muridae.